This is a messenger RNA of Dicrocoelium dendriticum, 312 nucleotides long. The record is from the annotation of a GenBank genome assembly. Lineage: Eukaryota; Metazoa; Platyhelminthes; Trematoda; Plagiorchiida; Dicrocoeliidae.
AUGUCGGGUCGUGGUAAAGGUGGAAAGGGACUUGGAAAAGGAGGAGCGAAAAGACAUCGGAAAGUGCUUCGCGACAACAUUCAAGGUAUAACGAAACCUGCGAUCCGCCGACUUGCUCGUCGCGGUGGUGUAAAACGCAUCUCUGGUCUCAUUUAUGAGGAGACUCGCGGCGUAUUGAAAGUUUUUCUGGAGAACGUAAUACGCGAUGCUGUCACAUACACAGAACACGCUAAACGUAAGACUGUCACGGCCAUGGAUGUUGUCUAUGCUCUCAAGCGUCAAGGUCGUACUCUCUAUGGGUUUGGUGGAUGA